AUGGAGGAAGCUAGUCUGUGCCUUGGUGUUUCUUCAGCGGGACCAGAAGCCGAGGCCCACCUCAACAGCUCCCUGCUCAAUGGCCAGUAUUCCAUGAGUCAGAAGUUGCACCAGAUCACCUCCCAGCUCAGUCAUGCCUUCCCUGAACUUCAGACCAGACAGAACCCUGAGGACAAGGCGGUGGCACUUCUAGAAGACAAGAGCCACGUUUCCUUAGCCAACCAGCCUAUCAGCAGUCAGAUGGCCCUUUUGGCCAAUCAACUCAACCGGGAGGUUGAUACCAGUUUAAACGGGAGGGUAGAUCUACAGCAGUUUUUAAAUGGACAAAACCUAGGCAUCAUGUCUCAGAUGAGUGACAUAGAGGACGAUGCUAGAAAGAACAGGAAAUACCCAUGUCCCCUGUGUGGGAAGCGCUUCCGGUUCAACAGCAUCCUGUCACUACACAUGCGCACCCAUACUGGGGAGAAACCAUUUAAGUGCCCCUAUUGUGACCACAGAGCAGCUCAGAAGGGAAACUUGAAGAUACACCUGCGUACUCACAAGCUUGGAAACCUGGGCAAAGGCCGUGGGCGGGUCCGAGAAGAAAACCGGCUUCUGCAUGAGUUGGAAGAACGGGCCAUCCUGAGGGACAAGCAGAUGAAAAGCAGUCUUCUGCAACCCAGGCCUGAUGUCAAAGCCCACCCUCAUGCUCAGCCUGUCCCUCUGGCUAAUUGCAACGUACCCAUGUCCACAAACCACAACACCCCUGAUGUUUCUAACCCUGUUCCCUCUCCAAAACCUGCCAGCAUCCAGGAAGAAGUGGUUGUCACGGCUGCUGGGUUUAGAUGUACUUUUUGCAAAGGGAAGUUCAAGAAGCGGGAAGAGCUGGACCGGCACAUCCGGAUCCUCCACAAGCCUUACAAGUGUACAUUGUGUGACUUUGCAGCAUCCCAGGAGGAGGAGCUGAUCAGCCACGUGGAAAAAGCUCACAUCACUGCCGAGUCUGCUCAGGGCCAGGGUUCCAAUGGAAACGGGGAGCAGGCGGCCAACGAAUUCCGGUGUGAAGUGUGCGGCCAGGUCUUCAGCCAAGCCUGGUUCCUGAAAGGCCACAUGAGGAAGCACAAGGACUCCUUUGAGCACUGUUGCCAAAUCUGUGGGAGGCGCUUCAAGGAGCCAUGGUUCCUCAAGAACCACAUGAAAGUCCACCUGAAUAAGUUGUCGGUGAAGAACAAAUCCCCCGGUGACUCAGAAGUCCCUGUGCCUGUGGGAAGCAUGUCCCAGGAAGCUCACGCCAACUUGUACUCCAGAUACUUGUCCUGUUUGCAGAGUGGUUUCCUGCCCCCAGACAAAGCUGGCCUCGGUGAGCAGAACCACGCCUAUAGUAAAGGGGAUUUGCCCAUGAAAGAGCGCGAAGUCCUGGGCAAACUCCUGUCUCCUAUUGCUAGCAUCGGACAUAGUCUUGCUGAAGGGGACAAACAUUCCUUAUUGGGUUGUCUAAACCUUGUGCCUCCACUCAAAUCGAGCUGCAUAGAAAGGCUGCAGGCUGCUGCCAAAGCUGCUGAGAUGGACCCUGUAAACAGCUACCAAGCUUGGCAGCUCAUGGCAAGGGGAAUGGCCAUGGAGCAUGGUUUCCUGUCGAAAGAGCACCAGAUUCAGCGGAGCCACGAAGACCCUUUGGCAAACGCUGGAGUUCUGUUUGAUAAGGAGAAGCGGGAGUAUGUGUUAGUAGGAGCAGAUGGUUCCAAGCAGAAAAUGCCUGCUGAUUUGCUUCACAGCACUAAAAUGGGCAAUCAGAGAGACUUGUCAAAAAAACUGGACCCUUUGGAAGGGAGCAGAGAUUUCCUGUCUCACGGUAUGAAUCCGGGGCUCGAGUACAACAUGCAGAGUCACGGCGGGACAAAAGAGAAGCCCACCGAGUGUCCCGACUGCGGGCGAGUUUUCAGAACCUACCACCAAGUGGUGGUUCAUUCCAGAGUCCACAAGAGGGACAGGAAAGUCGAAGAUGAGAUCCUCCAGGGGAACAUCGAUGAGCGCCGUGGGUCUGGAAGCGACCAGGAAUCCCAGUCAGUCAGCCGAUCAACCACACCCGGCUCCUCCAACAUUACUGAGGAAAGUGGGAUGGGCGGAGGCCUCUCGCAGACAGGAAGUGCUCAGGAAGACAGUCCCCAUCCAUCUUCUCCUUCUUCCUCAG
Protobothrops mucrosquamatus (brown spotted pit viper) is the source of this 2170-nucleotide messenger RNA. It is a transcript of the gene ZNF536, whose product is annotated as zinc finger protein 536. The record is from RefSeq and is a predicted model, not a curated record. The transcript has a single exon. Gene Ontology annotation, biological process: regulation of DNA-templated transcription. Lineage: Eukaryota; Metazoa; Chordata; Lepidosauria; Squamata; Viperidae. Gene Ontology annotation, molecular function: DNA-binding transcription factor activity, RNA polymerase II-specific; RNA polymerase II cis-regulatory region sequence-specific DNA binding. Gene Ontology annotation, cellular component: nucleus. The annotation marks the transcript as partial.